Messenger RNA from Strongyloides ratti, 3510 nucleotides. Its product is annotated as Remodeling and spacing factor 1. NCBI's taxonomy places the organism in Eukaryota, Metazoa, Nematoda, Chromadorea, Rhabditida, Strongyloididae. The transcript is spliced from 2 exons. Gene Ontology annotation, biological process: regulation of DNA-templated transcription. The coding region runs from base 1 to 3510 and encodes 1169 amino acids. The record is from RefSeq and is a predicted model, not a curated record. Gene Ontology annotation, cellular component: RSF complex.
AUGGGUGAGGAAGGAGAUGUUAUGAAGGUGGAUGAAAAUACUAAUACAGAAGUUAAGAAAUUAGUUGAUAAAGAAUGUAAUAUAUUGAAAGAAGAGGCAAUGGAUGUAAUUGAAAGUACAAAUAUUGUGGGAGAAAAAGUUACUAAAAAGGAUAUAAAUGAAAAAUUAGAAGAUGUCGCAAUGAAGACAGAAAUUAAAGAAGAUAAUAUGGAGAUAAAAGUUAACCUUGAUAAUAACGUUUCUAAAUCUAAAAAUAACCUGGUUAAAGAUGAAAAAGAUUUUAAAAAAGAAUUUUCUUCUACCUCUUCGACUGAAAGAUCAAGUUCUCAACCAAAAACAACAAAUGUUGAUGAUGAAAUAUUAAAUGGUGAGGAUGAUUUAUUUAAUAUAUUAAAACCUGAUCCUGUAACAAUAUCAGAAAUUUAUGAAACACCUUCAUUUGCGGAUAUAUUUGUUUUCUAUAAUACUUUUUCUUCAAUUCUUCGUCUAAAACCAAUAACAUUUGCCACAAUUGAAAAGAUACUAACGACAUUUGAUGAAAAGGGAAGAGUAGAUAAAGAAUUAAUAAAUAUGCAGCUAACUUUAAUAAGAAGAGCUGGUAAUCCUGCAGCAAAAUCUGAAAAGUUUGAACAAGCUAUAUUUAAACUAGCUCAAUACUACCCUAUUCUUCAUUCUAUAUCUGAAGAGUUAGAAGAAGUCAAACAUUAUUCUUUAUUAACCAUUAAAUCAAAAUUGUUUUUAUGGAAAGUUAUGUGUCUAGCACAAUUUGAUUAUAAUACAAAGUUUAAAGAAGCUGUAGCUAAUUCACUAGAUUACUGCGAAUAUAGUUUUAAACCAAUGGGUUUUGAUAAAAAUGGAAGAAGAUAUUUUGGUAUAAAAGAUUGUGAUGGUGAUCUUAGAAUAUUUAGGGAAGAUAAUUUUGUUAAAAAUGAAGAAAGUGGAAUUUUUGAGGAAUGUUUUGAUAGUGAUAAAGGAGAAUGGGAAGUAGUUGUUAAAAAUGACAACGAUUUAGAGUGUUUAUUAAAAGAAUUAAAAGAAUCUCUUUAUAUUGACAAAGAAGGUAAUAGUGGUGGAGAUAACCAAGAUAAUAAUGAUGAAAAUAAAUUUGAAUUUGUAAAACAACUAAAAAAACAUUGUAUAUUUAGCGAUUUCAUCACCACACAAGAUAUUGAUCAAAAGAAAAAGGUUAAACUUGAGAAAAAAGCUCAGAGAAAGCAUAAAAAAAAUCAAAUUGAUAAAGAAGUUACUGGAGAAGAGGUGGCUGAGGAUGAGGAGGGUAAUGGUGGAGAGAGUAAUGAAAAUUCAAAAGAAUUAAGAACACGUACAAGUCGUAGAAGUACAACUAAAGCACUUUCUGUAGAGGUAGAGGAGGUUGAUAAUGAUGAGAGUCAGGAAGAGGAAGAUGAAUAUAUUUCUGAUGAUGGUGAUGAUGAUGACGAUUACAAAACGUCUUCUUGUCGAAAACCAGGAAGACGUGGUAGAAAGAAAAGUCAAAAAAAACCACGUUCUAAAAGUACAACACCAGAAGUUGAAGAAGAAGCAGAGGAUGAAGAGGAAGGUACGGAUGAGGAACAGGAAGAAGAGGUUAAAGAAAGGAAGCAAGCAAAUCUUGAAUCUGUCUGUCAUAUAUGUUCAACCUCCAAAGAUCAAAAUCUUUUGUUAAUUUGUGAUAAAUGUGACAAUAUUUGUAUACAUUUAUAUUGUUGUAAACCUAGAUUAUAUACUAUUCCGGAAGAUGACUGGUUUUGUCCUGACUGCCAUCAUAAGGAUUUAGUUAAAAAAUUGGAAAUUCUUUAUAAAGAACUUCUAGAAAGGAAGGAAAUAAAAUUAAAAGAGGAAGAAAGGAAAAAUAAAGCUGCCGAAGCAUUAAAAAGAGAAUUAGCUUUAAUAAGUGUUAAUCUAAAUGGAAUAACACCACUAGCUUUGACUCGACGUGCUCCACUUCAAAAGAAAAAUGAUGAUGAAAAUAGUGAUGAUAUUUCUGAUGAUGAUGGUACAGUAAGAAAAUCCAAAAAACUUGCUAUGAAAAAAGUUUGUAGAAAUACUAGAAAAAGGAGUGAUUUUGAUCUUGUCCCAACUAUUGCUGAAGGUAGAUCUAGACGAAGUACAAGAAAUGUUGAUUAUCGUUUUAAAGAUUAUGAUGAACAAAUUGAUGAUCUUGUUGGAGAAGUUGGUGAAGAAGAAGAGGAAGAAGAAAAUGAUACAAAAGAAAUUUCUAAAGUUGGAAAAAGAAAGAAAAAAGAUGAUGAUGAUGAUUUUGAGUUGGAUGAACCUAGUGAAGGUGAGGAAGAUGAUGAAGAAGAGGAUGACGAAGAUAUGUACGUUCCACCAUCUGGGUUAAGAUCAUCGCGUAGAGGAAUACGUAGUAGACGUAGAUCUGAUGAAGAGUUUAUUAAUGAUGGUAGUGAUUCAGAUUAUAAUCCUUCAAGUGGAAAGAAAAAACAAAGGAAAUCUUUGCCAAGACGUGGUCCUGGUAGAAGAAGAAAAAAUAACUACAGUUCUGAAGAAGAUGAAGAGGAGCUUAGUAAUGAUGGUUCAACACCUGAAUUUAAAAAUAAAGGAUCAAGUAGAGGUAGAAAAAGAAAAACUAAAAAUGAUUCUGAUUUUUAUGACAGUGACUUUGAAGUUACAACAACUGGUAGACAUGUUAGAAAAGCUGCAAAAGUUGUUUAUAAGGAAGACUCUCUCAGUGAUGACGAUUCAACUAAUGCCAGUAAAUCAGGAAGUAGACUAUCUGGUAAAAUACUUCCUGUUGGUUCGUUACAACGUCGACGAACCAACAUAAAUGACGAAGAUGAAUUUAAACCAGAUGAUGAUGAUAGUCAAGGAUACAUAAAUACAUCUUCAAUACCAUCAUCAAAUAUACCGGUAUUAAUUCCAAGACCUUCACCUAGAAAGUUACCACAACAAGAUGCUGGUAAAAAUCCACUUAAAUUGACAAUGGAUGUUGUUUGCCGACCACCGCCUAGAAGAACAAAUUCAUCUUCACCGAUAGAAUCAUCUCAAGUAUCUCCAGCCAUUGUAGCAAAUACAACAAUACCUUCAAAUACUCCAACAAGUUCAAUAAAUGGUGAAAGUACAAAUAAGCAACAAACUAUUUAUAUAACAAGUCCAUCCCACCAACCACCAGUUAUUUCAUCACCUCGAUAUCAACAAAUGAUAGUGCCUCAAGGAACAUAUAUAGUUCAACAACCAAUGAUAGCACAUCCACAAAAUAUCCAAGUAAUCUCUUCACCAUACCACAGCCCUGCAUCAACAGUUGGCACAGCGGGUUAUGCAAUAUCUCAAUCACCAAUAGUAUAUCAAAAUUCUCAAAAUUGGGCACCACCAUCUUGGCAACCUGGUUUAACACAAUCAAAUCCUCAAAUUGUAUAUCAAGUAAAUGGAGCUCAAGGUCAAAUGUACUCACCAAUGGGACAAAAUUCAGUUGUUAUAACUAACGUACCACCUGAAACAGAUAGAAAUAAUUUAAUAUCAGGUGCAUUAAGUAGUGAUUUGACAAACUUAUAA